Messenger RNA from Symbiodinium natans, 258 nucleotides. Lineage: Eukaryota; Dinophyceae; Suessiales; Symbiodiniaceae. The record is from the annotation of a GenBank genome assembly.
AUGUUGGUGAGACUUCCAGGAGGAGGAGACCAUUGGCUCGCACUCACACAGGUACGGGGCAGUGCCCCGGUUCAUUGGGAACAGAAGUCCACCUCUGGAGUCACGGUGACGCGCGGCCGCUGCCUUGGAUCAGACGGGCUCGGGGGUCUUGUCUUUUUUCUAUCAAAAGAAAGGCGUCGACAGGCAUGCGGCUGGGUUUCGUCGUUUGUCGAUAUUGAGUCUGGUUCUAGGACGCCUUUCUCGUGGAGCUCCAUUUGA